ACAAUGUCCGCAAUUGUGGUCAACGACUUGUGGGAUGAGUUACGGGAGGAGAACCAAUGGCUGCGGCGACGGCUUCGAUACCAGCGGCACAUGUAUGAGCUCUUGGAGGACUUCCGGGUGAACGCCACGGAUCUGUUGACUGAGUGCCGGUGCGAUGGCGUCGGCCAUCGACUCGAGGAGAUAUUCAAAGAGUUUGAGCGACAAUUCGGUUACGUGCGGGUCAGCUAUUGGGCGCCCGGUCUGGACGACGACCACGUGGUGGACACCGAUGAUGAACAGGUGGUCACCGAUAAUGAAGAGUUGGUUAGCGAUGACAAAAAGGAGGUGGAAGUGGUGGACAUCACCAGUGAUAAUGAAGAGGUGGCGGAGACCGAUGAGGGCAUCGGAAUGACACCACCGAUGGUUACGCGGGUUGCGGACAAUCACAUUGACAGCGAUACCGAUGAAGACGUGACUGAAGAGGUUGUGGACAAUAGCGUCGAUUCAAACGAUUCAUGGGUUACCGCCGAUAACUCGCUGCCAAUUGUUGGCCCGUCGACAGAGAUUCCGCCGCCGAUAUUCGGUGGCCAGUUGUCGGCCGCGAGAGUAAUGGCAACCAAUAUGGACGACAACACCUAUCCAUCAGUCGCUGAUUCGAUGGACAAAUCAAUGGCCGAAGAUGUGGUCACAUAUUUGGACGCCAAUCCGGACACAGACGUUGUGAUCGACGUAUCGGUCGGCGACAGGCCGUCAAUAGUGACGCCCAAGAAACUGGUCACCACUUUUGUCGCCACACAUCGGCCACAAAACUUGACAUUUGAUGUCCGCACCUAUGGAUCAGUUGAUGAUCCGUUGGACAAACCGAUCGAAGAGAUGAUAUACACCUAUUUGGACGUCGAUCUGGACACAGGCGUUGUCAUCGACGUGUCCGCCGGUGACCGGCCGUCAACAGUGACACCUAAACCAGUGGUCAUUGCGACCACCGCUGCGACGACUUGUCUGACACCAAAUCCGACUUCAGGUGUCCGCACCGAUGGAUCAGUUGACGAAGAGUUCGACGAACCGAUGGACGAGGAUUUCAAUUUGGGAACCGUUUUGGGCGACAUAUCCGCCACCGAUUGG
Medioppia subpectinata is the source of this 1101-nucleotide messenger RNA. The record is from the annotation of a GenBank genome assembly. NCBI's taxonomy places the organism in Eukaryota, Metazoa, Arthropoda, Arachnida, Sarcoptiformes, Oppiidae.